Molecule: messenger RNA, 1661 nt
Organism: Rhododendron vialii
Lineage: Eukaryota; Viridiplantae; Streptophyta; Magnoliopsida; Ericales; Ericaceae
Exons: 13
Coding region: 204-1154 (316 amino acids)
Biological process (GO): lipid storage
Cellular component (GO): lipid droplet
Molecular function (GO): lipase activity
Source: RefSeq, a predicted model, not a curated record
GUUGUUCACUAGGAGUAGGAGGUGGUUAGAAUCUAUCGAUUCUUCGUUAUAGGAUCUACCAAACUACUUUCACCAUGCCAGUGCUAGGGGCUCGAUGAGUCCAAUGCUUACUGGCCUUUCUCCCACUGCUCGAACCCUUCUGUUUCCCACUCUCCUCUUUUUGUUGCAGGACAAGGCAUCUAUCUAAUUGUGCUAGUAGAGUGAUGGGUCUGGAGACUAUGGACAAAACCCAUUUACUUGGAGAGAAAAAGAAUGUCAAUUUUAGGUUGCACAAUGUCUCAGGUUAUAAGACGGAGUUGCUAGAAAUUCAAGCUGCAGAUCCUAAAUUGCAUGUGUUGUUCAUCCCUGGAAAUCCAGGUGUUGUAUCUUUUUAUGCUGAUUUCCUUGAAAAUUUGUAUGAGCUACUUGAUGGAACUGCAUCUAUAACAGCUGUUGGUUACAUAUCCCACACGAAGAAGAAUUGGGAGCAUCGAAGGUUGUUCUCAUUGGAAGAACAGAUUAACCAUAAGAUGGACUUCAUCAAGCUGGAGUUACAAAAUAUUGAAGUUCCUCUAAUACUGGUUGGGCAUUCUAUUGGUUCAUACAUGUCGAUUGAAGUACUUAGGAGACUUCCAGAAAAGGUCAUUUACUGUAUUGGGCUAUAUCCCUUCUUGGCCGUGAACACACAGUCUUCAGAACAGUCUAGCAUUAGGAGGCUCGCAAAGUCACCAAUUUUGUCUGUGGCAGUCAGUUAUGCAGUAGAAUUAUUGGGCUUAUUACCAACCAAGGCUUCCAGGUUUCUUGUGCGACAUUCUGUGGGGAAAUCUUGGUGUACGAGUGCGGUUGAAACUUUGUGCACUCAUGUGCUCCAGUACCAUGUGAUGCGGAAUGUGCUCUUUUUGGCGAUGACAGAAUUCAAAAAGCUUUCAGAAACACCAGAUUGGUCAUUCAUGAGAGAAAAGGAAAGCCAGAUUGCCUUUUUGUUUGGCGCUGAAGAUCAUUGGGGUCCAUUGCAAAUGUUUGAUGAGAUCUCCAGUAAUGUCCCGGGUGCAGCCCUAGCAGUUGAACGUGAGGGCCAUUCUCAUGCCUUUUCUUGCACUAUAGCUGGCUCAUUAUGGGUGGCUCAGCAUGUAGCAAACUUGAUAAAAAAUCGACGCACAAGUUCGAGUCAGUGAAGGCAAAUUUAAGCCUUCUGCCUUUCCUAAUAUAGUGGUGGUUUGCAUUGAUAAAUGGUAAGCAUCUGGCUGGGGAGAGGUGAUAUUAUAGUGACUGGGGAAGGCUAAAUCUAGUGAUGUACUCCACUUCACUAGAACAGGGUUGAUUAGAGGAUGAAAUUGACCGUUCUGUUCCUAUUCAUGUGGCGUUUCAAAUGAGCAAUACUACAUUUAGGUUUAGUCGUAUGGCUUGUCAACACAAUAAAAAGGGUGACGCAAGGUCCUGGUGUCACCGUGUCAGGCUGUGUGGGUCUUACCUGUCGAAACUAAAGGGAAGAAUAACGAAGAGUGGUGUUGCUUUCCCAGCAUCCGCUGCAUAAGUUUUAUUGUAACUGCAUGUUUUGUCUGCAUCUUAGGUAUGACAAACUUAUACAGAAUUGUAGUAUUCAGAAUCAGCUGCGACGAGUUCUAUGGUUUAUGAUGACGAGUUGUAUGGUUUAUUAUGUUUUACUACCCUGAUGUCGUUAC